Messenger RNA from Stylophora pistillata, 2587 nucleotides. Its product is annotated as protein tolkin. The record is from RefSeq and is a predicted model, not a curated record. NCBI's taxonomy places the organism in Eukaryota, Metazoa, Cnidaria, Anthozoa, Scleractinia, Pocilloporidae.
CUCUCUUCGAUUCAAUGAGCAAACGUAUUGCUUAUUUACUACUGCAAAAUGACGUGGAAAAGGGUGGCAAUGAUGGUUUGUACAGUUCUCAUUCUAUGGAAACGGACUUAUGGUGACGUUUUAGAUUGCACUCCGGCCAUGUCUAACAGAUCAGUGGCGUUGUCAAGCACAAACUCAUCGGUGAACAUUUCAAGUCCAACAACAUCUUUUCCAAGCUCGUCGGUUUAUUGUUCAUGGAAAGCAUUCGUUCCCUUAGGAUACCAGAUUAAAGUUCACUUCAGUUCCUUUAACAUAAGAGACAAUUCGAACUGUUCCAAUGCGUCUAUAGAAAUAGCCGAAGUACGGAACGAUUUUCACACAGUCCUUGGACGAUAUUGUGGAAAAAUUCCGAAUGACGUCUUUUCUACCCACAACUUGGACACUCUCACAGUAAUAUACACCGCAUCAAAUGAGCCUAGACAGACACAUCCAGGAUUUCAUGCCUCUAUUAUGCUUAUACCACCAGCGGAGUGUCGCCAAGAUCAUCACCCUGAUGCAAACAAUAACAUAAUGAGGAACGGUACAAAUGGCACCAUUCGCAGCCCCCUUAAUUCAUCGGCUCCCGAAAUAAAUACGAAAUGCCGCUGGACCAUAACAGUACCCAGCGGUCACCGUAUCAAGCUUAACUUCAGUGUCUUUCACCUGGGGAAAACUGCAGGGCAGGAUACUUGCGAUGGCGUUGAUUACGUGGAUGUGCGGGAUAGCUACAAUGAAAAUGACCCACCCUAUGGAAAGUUCUGUGGAAAUGUGAAACCUUCUCCGAUAUAUUCAGUCGGGCCAAGGAUCGUGGUAACGUUUGUAUCAGACGAAAAAGGAUUUUCUCGGGGAUUCUCCGCUACGUAUGAGGCAAUAUCUGGAGGUGUAUGUACCCCUAAAAACAGAAUCGUUCAACUUAAUUUGACCCAAAAUUCAAUAGGCCGUUUAUCGACACCAGACUACCCCCUUCAAUUUUCUCCUGUCACCUCGUGUUUUUGGCGACUAAAGGCACCUGAUGGCUACUACAUUAUGCUUAAUUUCACUUCGUUAAGUAUUGGAGGAAACUGUGAAGAAGACGGUCAUCAAGGAGAAUUAAUGCGCGUCGAUGAUUUUUUCACUGCUGACUUUGGCAGUGUUACUUCUUUUUGGGGUCAGUACUGCAAAGGUGUGCAACCGCAAGUAAUAUACUCCACACGAAAUGAACUCCAAAUUUUUUUCACUUCUGAUUAUUCAAUUGGAAAGGAUUACAUCAGUGGAAAGCAGGUGGAUCCUAACUCUGCCACUGGCUUUUAUGCGACUUACGAGGUUACUCAGCAAGAUUCUACAAGCCGCUGUCGAACUGAUUUAAACGCAGAAAAUCACAUAACUAUGAAAGGAAGUACAGGUUCUCUAGUAAGCCCAGGGUAUCCAAAUUCCUAUCCCAUAAUUACUUGUACGUGGAGUCUUGUCGUUCCGGAUGGUCAUAUUCUAGAAAUGAACGUGAAAGAUUUUGAAAUCUCUUGUUUUGGAAACAGUAAACUACAAAUCGGAAAGGAGGACUUCUGCGGUUCAAAUAAACCCCAAGGCCUUUUGACAUCCGAUUCUGACUUAAGAGUAAAGAUGGUUGUAACGAAGGCGCAAAAUAACCGCGGAUUUCGUGCAGAGUUUGUAACAAAAAAGAAAGAAUUCGAUGCGGCAUCGAUCGUUCCGUGGAUAGUGGUUCCAGUCAUUAUUGUGGCGGUUUGCGUGACCAUGGUGGUAAUUUGGAGACGGAAAUCAUCAGUUGGGCGUGACAGCCGUGCGUCUUCAUUCAGGACCAGUAUAAUUAAGAGGAUGAGAACCCAGUCAACCAACAGUCAGGUCCAAUCCGAAUGAAAUGCACACUCCUGUGUGCAGUCUAACUGCCGAAGAAUCAUAACGUCGGUUAACAUAGUAAUAAACGAAAAGAGCGAAUUACAACCUUUUGACAAAUAAUCCUUUGAAGUGAGGUAUUUCCCGCUUGAAGGCUUUUUUUUUAAUAUUUGAGUUGGUUCUGCUAUGAUGGUGAGGUGCACAGCCUUUAGUGAAAACCAUGAAUUGAUGAUAGAAGAGAAAACAUUCCAAGUCGCGCUAUACCUCUUGUCAGUGAGUUUUAUAAAUAAAAAAAUAAAGAAAGAAAUAACUUUAUUUAGCGAGGGAAGCACUUUACAGUCUUAGACUGAAAAACCUGUGGCCCUCACCUAAAUUACAAUACGAAAAAAGUUACAAACAAUUGCAAUAAGUUAAAUGACCUAGCUAUCAACAUGCAAUUAAAAACUAAAAGUUAAGAGUAUUAGGAUAUUAGAAAAUGAUCAAUACUAGCGUACCCCUCCUUUAUGUGCUCAAUACAUUUGCGUUUAAAAGAGUUGAUAGUUUCGCUAGAUCUUAUUUUAACAGAUCUUAUUUUAUAGAGACUUGGCCUCAUAAUCUAAAGAGAGUUGUCUUCAAAGAUGUACAAUUUUGUAAGUUUCGCAUACAAUUAGAUAUUCUCUUUAAAUUCAACUAAUAUGUUAAUAGAAUUAGAUCAAAAACGGUCUUCAGAAAUUGCAGGUAAAAACUUGUUGCCACUAUUGUC